CAUUGUGGGGCCGUGACCGGGGGUGGGGCGCAGGACGUCAACGCGCAUGCGCAGACGCCACAGCGGCUCGCUUUUCCCUCCUCUUUUCUCUGAGGGCCGCGGGGCUUGUUCAUUACUAUUAAUAUCCAUUGAGCCUUCACCUUCCUCGUCAGGGGAAGUAGAGGGGCAGGCACUCUCUGGCGACCAGUGACAGCACCCGAGGGCAGGAUAUGAAGCUGUGUCAGGGGAGGUUUAAGGCACACGGUGUGAUUUGUGAUUGUCCUGUGCAGAGCCAGAAGUCCGACUCCAUGAUCCUUGGAUCAACAGAAAUGGCCAACCGAGAAGAAGCAGAGAUACAAAUUUCAGAGUUAGAUUUACUGUCUAGCAUGUUUCCUUAUGAGGAAGAGUUUGCUGUGACAGACCAACUGGCUCUAGCUGAACUGAAACACUAUGUUGAAAAUGAGUCUGCGGAGGUGCCAUCUUCAAAAGUUCAGUUUAUACUGAAUGUAAAGACAGAGGUGCCUAAUGCCUCUAUGGUGGAAUUCUCUAUGGCCUGUGCUUUACCAUUUCAAUAUCCGACUGUUCUCCCUGAAAUUACUGUGAGGUCAUCGUUAUUAAGCCGCUCUCAGCAGAUUCUCCUGAACUCUGAUCUAAAAAUGUAUUUGAUGCAAAACUUCAGUGGCGAGCCCUGCGUGCUGAGUGCAAGGGAAUGGGUUAAAGACCAUGCAGCUGCUUACAUUGAUAAAGAUCUUUCAUCCUCCUCAAUGGCAGCCUCAGAUGCCACGCAGUCAGAAGUCACCACGUUCACUCGAUUGUGGAUCUACAGUCAUCACAUUUACAACAAGCAAAAAAGAAAGAAUAUUGUUGACUGGGCCAAGGAACUUUCUCUGUCAGGAUUUUGCAUGCCAGGGAAACCAGGUGUUGUUUGUGUAGAAGGUUUACAAAGUAGUUGCGAAGAGUUCUGGUCAAGGAUAAGAAGAUUAACAUGGAAAAGAAUUCUUAUUCGGCACAGAGAAGAUGUUUCUUUGGAAGGUGGAGGACAUGCUGAGAUCCAGAAGCAACGAAAGUUCCCCACUUUGGAAGAAAAAUGUUUUGAUGCACAUGGUGCCAGGGGAAACCAUAUGGACUUGGGACAACUGUAUCAUUUUUUAGAAGAAAAAGGAUGUGCUGACAUAUUUCAAAUGUACUUUGGGGUUGAAGGGCAUUGAAGGGGUUGAAGAUCAGCACAGGCCCCAGCACCUGCAUUUCUAAUUUAAUCCUCAUAACAGAUUCCUUAGCUUUUCUGCAACAUUUGGUCAGAGAGGGGAUUAAUAAUUCAUGAUUUAUGUGAUUAAUCCAGUUUUCGAUGAAAACAAAUAUCCAGUGAAAUCCUGAAUAAUGAAAAUGAUUAUAGGAAUGCUUUAUGGACUUUCUGGCCUUAAGGAGAUUUAGGGUACAUUACUAUUUAAAAUGAAAGAAAACGUGCUUGAUAAUCUACUGGACAGUUACAGAACUAUAGAUGGGUGAACAGAUGGAAUAUGGUGAAUGAGUGUACAAAUAAGAAAAGACAAAAAUGUAGUGUGGGUAUCUCAGGAGCAAGAACAUUAUGUUUACAUUAAUUGUUACUGUUUACAUACACUUAAUGAAAACUUCUUUAAAAAAUGAUCUUCUACUUUCUACCUGAAAGUUUAGUAAGCCAUGAGAUCAAUAUUUUAUUUAAAAAAGAACAAAGGGAGGGAGCAAGUUUACAAGAGUUACUCAUGCUGCUAAGAUGAGCUAGGAUGCCUACUCUAAGGCAUAAGAAUUUUCUGUAGGUAAAAGUGUGUGCCGGUAAGAUAGAUACCACGGUGGCUCCACUACAUCUGUUAUUUUAUUUUGUGUAAAAACAGCAGUGUACCAAGGAUUGGGCUCCUUUAUGGCAUGCUCCAAGACUCUGAAACGAUCCUCAGCCUUCUGAGUUCGCACGUUUUCAGCCCUGUAAUAUGAAGUGCUGAACAUAAUAUUUAUGUUGUGUGUGUUUUCGAGUGGGAUUUCAACAGAGUUAUAUCAAUGAAUGCUAAUUUUGUGGCUACUGUAUCUAAACCCCCUGGUAGACAUUAGUUCAUUUGGAUUAAAUA
Cinclus cinclus is the source of this 2075-nucleotide messenger RNA. It is a transcript of the gene RWDD2B, whose product is annotated as RWD domain containing 2B. The record is from RefSeq and is a predicted model, not a curated record. The transcript has 6 exons. Gene Ontology annotation, molecular function: protein binding. NCBI's taxonomy places the organism in Eukaryota, Metazoa, Chordata, Aves, Passeriformes, Cinclidae. Bases 210 to 1187 code for a protein of 325 amino acids.